AUGAGAAAAUUGGAAAAAGAGAGAUUAUAAACACCAUUUGUUUGCUAUUAGUUUAGAGUAAAGAAACUUAGAACAUUUGUUAAACGAACCAGUUACAAUUCGCAUUCAUUUAUUAAUAAUUCAAAGGUCUAAUCUAAAGAAUAGACUCAAUAUGAUAAUAAAAAAAGAAAUAACAGCAGUUACGAUUUUGUAUAGCAUAUCAAUCAAGUGGAGUUGAACGUGUAAAACAAGGAAGUAGAUUCUUUAUUUAGACCUAUGCAAGAUAGAAGACAAAAGACUCCUUUAAAAAUGAAAUUAUAAUAACUGGAAUAUGGGAGAAAUUAUCAAAAAUUAGUAGAUAAAAUAAUAGAGUUAGAUAAGAAUCCUAUCAAUUUUAAAAAGAAUCUAUACAUCUGA
Molecule: messenger RNA, 396 nt
Organism: Paramecium tetraurelia
Lineage: Eukaryota; Ciliophora; Oligohymenophorea; Peniculida; Parameciidae
Exons: 1
Source: RefSeq, a predicted model, not a curated record